UUUAAGUGCCUUUAGGAAAUCCUGAGAAAGCUGCUUGUGAUGGCUAGGGCUGCAAUAACAUUCCCAGUGUUGGUGGGACUCCUCCUAACUACCACUAGUACUGUUGCCUUUGGGGAAUCUACCAAUCCCCUGCCCCACAAUGGAAUCUGCAGGAGACAAUACCUUGUGGCAGCUACCUCAACAGACACAGGGACUCUACUAUACCUCUCAACCUCCGAGCUCAAUAACUUCACACUUGAAAUUUCUGAUCGCUUUUUGCCAACCCAGUGCGGCGAGAACUACGAAUUAUGUGAUGUCCUACUAAUUGAAAUGGAGUCUGAAGUAAUCGUUUUUGUCCCAUCACAAGGAGGGUUUGUCAUGGUUACUUAUCGGGUUGGUGAACUCCCUCACGACAUCUUUCAUCCAGUCACGGCAAAUUGUCAUCCGGUAAAAGUAUUUUUGAAUUCCGAGCACAAUCUUAUUGUGAUCGUGUGUGUUGAGUUAUCAUCUGAUACCAAUGGAUCGCUGUUUAUUUUCGAGUUCAGUUUGUCACGGAUGACUUUACGAUGCUCUGAAAGAUUUGUACUUCAUAACUCUAGAACUUUAUCCGAAGCUGUACACGCAAGCAAUCGUAUAUUCUUCACCGAAGACGAUGACGUGCUAGUAGCUGAAUCCGAGGCGUCUUCAUCGCUCGAACCCGGAUUCUUAAUAACAAUAAAUGAUUGCACACAAACUAAUCAAAUAGAUGUCACUGGGAACGAAGUCUCUAUCUACUGUACUCAGAACGAUGACAGCUGGACAGUCGUGGCUAAUUCUCACUUCUCCACACACCACACCUACUCUCGCUAUCCAUGUCCUGGGUUAAACCAAUAUGUCCGCGUUGAAAAUAAGAGACAAAUUAUGUUUGGCAACACCACUCAACAAUCUUUAGUUGGUGAACUCCCUGAUGAUAUUGCAUAUGCAGCUUGUCUAGGAUCUGAAGAUUCUUUUGUGUUUUGGGCGUUUACUGAAAAUGGACGGUUAGUUAGUGUUCCUUUAACAACCGAAAACCACACGCUAACCAACUUGUCAGAAUGCACUACUGAGGGGGACAAUUGUCUAAGGCCAUCAUUUGAUGCCAGGAAAACUAGUGGAGCGUACUUCAAUCAUGAGACAAAUCAAGUCCAUAUUACAAAUAUCACCAGUUUGUGUGGACACAGAACAGUCAACAUGUUCGGGACCCCACAAUUGUUACGAAUUACCUUAGGGGAUAAGGAAGACAGCUGCUCAUGUGCCAACAAAUUGCCAACCACAUUGCCGACCUCAUUGCUGACCACAUUACCGUCCUCAUUGCCGACCUCAUUGCCGACCACAUUGCCGACCUCAUUGCCGUCCUCAUUGCCGACCACAUUGCCGUCCUCAUUGCCGACCAUAUUGCCGACCUCAUUGCCGACCACAUUGCCGUCCUUAUUGCCAUCCUCAUUGCCGACCACAUUGCCGACCUCAUUGCCUACAUCAUUGCCGACCUCAGUUUCAUUGACUUUGCUUGUUGUGGGCAUUCUUCUCAUCAUUACAGUUCAUUAUGGCUCUGGUAUAUACUGGCUCUGGUACUGCCGGCUCUGGUACUGGUUGCCCCAAAUUAUUUAUUACGGCCAGAUAUGACGUUUGGGUGUGGUUUGGUAGAUAAGUAUAUAAGAGGAGGAUAUGGACCUAUAUCCUCUGCUACCGUGGUUACUCUGAGGCGUAACCAAGGGGUAUGUAACCAUGGUAUAUAGCGGAGGAUAUAUGGGGUGCAUACCCUCCGAGUAGGUGUGGCAUAUCUGACUUAUAUCACAUGACUGCAGUACUAUAAAAGGACCUCCCCUUAACAACAGUUCAAUCCACGAUGCAGACUGUAAAAAAGAACAAGACUACCGUACUUAUUUGAUUUAAGGCGACACUUUUAAAUAAAUACAAAGCUAGAGGUCGUUUCUUUUGGAGGUUGAAAAAUUAUGUUGAAGUCCUAGCUGGUGUCGCAUAUUUAUAUUCACCAUUUAGGCCGGUGAUGGGGGAGACAGUUAACUUUGUUUGCUCACAGCUUGUUCUCUUCUUUAUAUCUUUUGCAGUAAUAGCUGCAUAGCUGCAUCAGUUGAAUCUGGCUCUCUGUUGCUUUUGUACCUCUCAGCCUCUUUGCUCUAAUUUCGGCCUUAUAUAUAGCCACUGGUUUGAAGAUAGUGCACAAGAUGGAAUCCCUCAUAGGAUUUAGUUUUGCAUACAUUAGUUACUCUUAUAUUUCUUUUGAUUGGUGUUACUACAGUGGCAUUGGGUUAGUUUCGUCUACAAUUAAGUAUACACUUUACUAAUUCAAGUAUAGUGGAGUAAUUGCUUUUCUAGGAACUAUUAUUGUUCCAUCGGUUCUGGCGACUACUGCAUGUGGGAGGAAUUUUUACAACUUGUAUCAAAGUCAAAACAAAAGAAUCCUCUGCUAAUCCGACAAAACCACAGGAAAAUGUGUCACACAGGACAAUAAAUCCAACUCAGGAAACAUAUCACAGAAAGAUGUGUCACUGUGACAGGGCGCUCAGGAGACACACCGCAGCAAGAUGAUUCUAUAUAGUUGUAGAAGUACACAUGCAUAAUUAAUGUUGACUUGCUAUCAGCCAUGCAUGGAGCUGUAGGUGAACUUCAUUUGGUACAUGCUGCAUAUACCCUUUUUUUUUAUAAUAAUUUUGCAAAAUGCAUGGAUACACUAGUAGCAUAAUUAUUAUGCUAACCUAAUGUGUGCCCUGUAUAUAGUACUUACAAUAGUGUGUACAAAUUAAAGAUAAAGACUAAUAUUAUACUAAUGCAAGUUACAGAGUACAUUUCUCUUAAAUGACAAAAUCAAUGUACUUUCCUGCAGCUCCAGUGGUAGUUCAUUCCAUAUAUUAUAGAUAUUGCUUUUGGGAAAAAAGAGUUCGCAUAUGCAUUUGUCCUGCAAAUUGGUCUUUCAAUCUGUAUAUUUUUUGUGCUUCUUAGAUUGAGAGGGCAUACUCUUCUUUCUAGCGGUGGAUCAGGGAAUUUAAAGUUACCAUUUACCGUAUAGCGCGAAAUUUUCGAGGCAGUUAUAUUUCGUGGAUUGGCCUCUAAAAGCCAUUUCGUUGCACAAUGUUCGCGGAAUGACUGCUUACCGGAAGCCACGCCUUUAAAUCUUGCACGUUAUAGCAGGUAAAGAACGAUUUUCGUGGACUUAAUUUUUGUGUAGGAUUGCUAACCCACGAAAUCCACGAAAAUUAAGCCCCUCGAAAAUUUCGCGCUAUACGGUAUUACCAGGUAAAGGUAUGAUAGUUUCAGGUACAAUCUUCUUGUGGAAAGGGACGGUAGGUCCACAGUAUCUAAUAGGGAGUCGUAGUCCCUAUUCCAAAGUUUUGUGCACAUUUUAAGGUAGCCUCGAUUCCAUUUUAAGGGCAAACUUUUGUAUUUUGUGAGAAUUUGUUUUUUGGUGUGAAUCCCAAACAGGGGCAGCUAGCAUAUUCCAGUUUUGGUCUCACAAGUGAGAUGUAGAGUUGUCUUAAACAUUCUAGUGACGAGUGGCCAUAGAACUGUCGGUAAAUUAUACCAACCUGCUUGCAGGAAUUUCUGCACAUUCCUUCUAUGCGUUUUGACCAUGAGAGGUCAUGAGAGAUCCACACGCCAAGGUACUUGUAGUGGUCAACUUUAAGUAUAGGGGACGUCCAUUGAUAUUGAGACACAUGUUGGGAAGUGGUGGGCUGAAUUUUCGAUAUAAUCAUGUAUUUACACUUGCUUUGGUUAAACAAGAGUACAUUUGUUUCAGACCAUGCUUGGAGUUGGUCAAUAUCUCCUUGCAAUGUUAGAUAAUCUUCAGGAGGAUGGUAAAGAAGAAGAUCAUCAGCAUAGAGCAAGAGACUUCCUUCAUUUUGAUGUAGAUCAAUGUAGAUUAGGAAAAGAAGAGGUCCCAGCACCGAACCCUGUGGAA
Messenger RNA from Halichondria panicea, 3913 nucleotides. RefSeq names its product mucin-4-like. NCBI's taxonomy places the organism in Eukaryota, Metazoa, Porifera, Demospongiae, Suberitida, Halichondriidae. The record is from RefSeq and is a predicted model, not a curated record. The transcript has 2 exons. Bases 40 to 1620 code for a protein of 526 amino acids.